Messenger RNA from Anarrhichthys ocellatus (wolf-eel), 2690 nucleotides. RefSeq names its product fascin-like. The transcript is spliced from 5 exons. Gene Ontology annotation, cellular component: filopodium; actin cytoskeleton; ruffle. The record is from RefSeq and is a predicted model, not a curated record. Lineage: Eukaryota; Metazoa; Chordata; Actinopteri; Perciformes; Anarhichadidae. Gene Ontology annotation, molecular function: actin filament binding; protein-macromolecule adaptor activity. Gene Ontology annotation, biological process: establishment or maintenance of cell polarity; actin filament bundle assembly; cell migration. The coding region runs from base 87 to 1577 and encodes 496 amino acids.
UUCCCCCUCUCUCUCUCUCUCUCUCUGCCCGUCUCUCUAAAGACAAACAUCUCGUCGCCUUUCUCUCUUCUUGACUCACGGCAAACAUGUCCGCAAACGGCGCCGACGGGGACCUUCUGCAGAUCCCUCUGGGGCUCAUCAACAGCGACGGCAAGUAUCUGACGGCCGAGACCUUCGGCUUUAAAAUCAACGCCUCGGCAAGCAGCCUGAAGAAGAAGCAGACCUGGACCCUGGAGCAGACCGGGGAGGACGGCAGCGCCGUGUUUCUCCGCUCCCACCUGGGCCGCUACCUCGCCACGGACAAAGACGGCAACGUGACCGCGGACAGCGAGACGCGCGACGGCAAAGACUGCCGCUUCGUGGUCACCGCGCACGAGGACGGGCGGUGGUCCAUGCAGUCCGAGCCCUACGGCCGGUACCUCUGCGGCAGCGAGGACCGGAUCACCUGCUUCGCGCAGGCUGCUACGCCGGCGGAGAGGUGGAGCGUGCACCUGGCCGUGCACCCGCAGGUCAACCUGUACAGCCUGGCGCGCAAACGCUUCGCCCACCUGAGCGCGCGCGGGGAGCGGCACGAGGUGUCGAUAGACCGGGAUGUCCCCUGGGGUGUGGACUCGCUCGUGACGCUGGUCUACCGUGACCAGCGCUACCACCUCGAGACCUCCGACAACCGCUUCCUCCGCAAUGACGGCAGCCUGUCUACGAACACGGACAAGGACACCGGCUACGUGCUGGAGUUCCGCUCCGGGAAAGUGGCAUUCCGCGACUGCAACGGCCGCUACCUGGCGCCCUCGGGCCCAACCGGCACAAUGAAGUCUGGGAAAAGCACUCGGUUGGGGAAGGAUGAACUGUUUGGCCUGGAGCGCAGCCACGCGCAGGUCGUGCUGACUGCAGGCAACGAGAGAAACGUCUCCACGAGGCAAGGUAUGGACCUGUCAGCCAAUCAGGACGAGGAAGGGGACCAGGAGGUCUUCCAGUUGGAGAUGAGCCGUGAGGACAGGAAGUGUGCCUUCAGAACCGCUUCUGGGAAAUACUGGACUCUGACAGCAAGUGGAGGACUGCAGUGCACUGCCUCCACCAAGUCGGCUAACAGCUACUUUGAACUGGAGUGGCGUGACGGUCGUGUGUGUGUGCGCGCAGCCAACAACAAAUAUGUGAUCGCUAAGAGGAACGGACAUCUAGCUGCUACCGUCGACGGCGCAGGGGAGGCGGAACAGUUCCUGAUGAAGCUGAUCAACCGUCCAAUCAUCGUGCUUCGUGGGGAGCACGGUUUCAUCGGAGCUCGUAAAGCAGGAAUGGCAUCUCUGGACUCCAACCGAGCAUCGUACGAUGUUUUCCAGCUGGAGUUCCACAACGGAGCUUACUCCCUUAAAGACUCCCAGGGGAAGUAUUGGUGUGUUGGAGACGACACGGCGGUGGGGUGCAGCAGCGCCACACCUGUCCAGUUCCUGUUUGAGUUCUGUGACCUCAACAAGAUGGCCAUCCGCGCUCUGGGGGGGAAGUACCUCAAAGGGGACCAUGCUGGAGGGCUGAAGGCCAGCGUCGACUCACUGGACAGCGCCACCCGCUGGGAAUACUGAGACCGAGCACAGCCGGACUUCUCCACUAUCUGACACGACGCUUCAAACUAUUCAUAAAUACUGUAGGUAGCUAGGUUUUUCUGCAUAUGAAUGUGUGUAGUUGUGAAUUUGUCUGGAUGGAUGUGUGGUGGAAAUUGAAGCUGAUAAACUGGAAGUCAUGGCACCAAAGCACUGCAGGUGUUUUUUCUUUUCUCAAUCCUUAACUCUUCUCACCGGGCUUUUUACUGGAGUUUUGGAUGUACGAUGUCGUUUAAUGAACGAAUAACAGUGUGAUUAUUUCUUUCACUUCCAGUCACGUUAACACAAGCCGUACCUGACAGACGUCCGGACGAUUGCUGUUAUUAGUUGUGUGCCUAUCCGUGGUAACUACUGGUGUAAGCAAACAUAUAGAAUGCUAUAACUCAUAAUAUCUAGCCUUCUCCUGUUAAAAUGUCCUGCUGGCUCUUAUUGCGCUGCUUUCAUCUCCUGCUCUUUUUUUUUUUUCAAACUAUAUAAAGCACAAACACGCAUCAGAUAAAUGGAUGUUAGACUUACAUGUUUCUGCUGUAAAUAAAGGCUGUCUUUGUCCCUGAAUGCUUAAAAAAAAAAAACAUAGUAACCAUGGAAACAUUGAGUGCAAAAGUGUGUUGAGAGGGUGUAAAGAAAUAAAAUGGGAUGUGGCUUGCAGAUCUAACAUGUUCUUUGCCUGUAUGCUACUAACUGCACCUCCUCAGAUUUCCUUUGUAUAGACUGAUGCAUCUACAGGAAGUAGUCAAAGGUUUUCCUUAAAGACUGUAAUCCACUCCUGAUUAGAAGGUUUUUGAUUAUACUGAAGGAGGUAACAAGGCUUCUUAGAGAGAAUAAUCUUCCUUGCAGUGGGUAAGGACUAGUUACUACACUCUGAAAUGCACAUAAGUAUGCAGUCAUAGAUACAUUAAUUCCUACUGUGACUCAAAGUCUGCACAAUAAUGUCCCAAUUGCAAGAAGUGAAAAGCACAUGUUUGUGUUAGAUUGGGUGCUGCUGUUGGUGUGUAAACACAAUGAAAUGUGUCUGUGCCUUCCAUAGAGCACUUCAGUCUUUUUCAUGUUCUUACAUUUGAAAUGAACACAAUAAAGAUUUUCCUCUUAACAGCA